AUGGCUACAGACAACCAAGCCCCCAGCCCGCACCAGGCCCCGCACUCGCUGGCCGCCGCCGCCGCGCUCAAUGCCCACGAGGAGCGCCGCUCCACCAGCUCGAGCGCGCGCAACUCGACCAGUCGCCGCCGCUCCAGCGUCCGCAUGAACCUCAAUCUCAUGGACCCCAACCUGCCCAUGCCUUCCGAGGUCCAGAUGAGCCCGACGCUGCACUCGCACCGCCCGUCGUGGCCCGCGAGCCCGUCGCACCAGCGCGCCCCGAGCCUGGGCGAGAUCCACCAGGAGCUCGAGAACGAGCAGGAAGCGCAGGUGAACCGCCUGCUGCAGAUGAUCCGUCGCCAGCAGACAGAGAUCGCUACGCUUCGGGCCAACGACAGCACCCCGCCAGCCUCUGGCCCACGCGACAGCGCCAUAGACGACAGCACCCCCUCUUCCGAGCGCUCUCUUUCCCUGCCCCAGUCCGCUACCGCGUCCCAGUCCAACGUCUCCCAGAUUGCCCCUCCGCGCUCCCGUUCGCCGAUGCCGGCCGCCCAAGGCCCCGGCAGCCUCUCGCGCAACAGCAGCCACCGACAGUCCCGGAACAGUAGCAGGACGGGCAGUCCGGCUCUGCGCCCAAUAUCCCACCACAGUGAGAGCGGAGAUUGGCUGCUUGGAGCCUCGGGCAGCAGGGACGAGAGCGCAUUCUACCAGGCUGAGACGCAGAACCUCACGCGGGAGAACCAGAUGCUCAAGAUGAGGAUUCGCGAACUUGAACGCCAACUUCAUGAUCUUAACCCAAGCUCCCCUCAAGCGCCCGCCAUCAGCUCGAACCUCUCCAGUCCGCCGCUCCGCCCGGCUGAAGAAUCAGCCACGGCGGGUGCCGGAGCUAGCGACGCCCGUCCUGCUCCCGCCGACGCCGGAGCCAGUGCGACGCCGGCAACGUCCGCUUCAUAG
This is a messenger RNA of Diplodia corticola, 933 nucleotides long. RefSeq names its product l-2-hydroxyglutarate dehydrogenase. The coding region runs from base 1 to 933 and encodes 310 amino acids. Lineage: Eukaryota; Fungi; Ascomycota; Dothideomycetes; Botryosphaeriales; Botryosphaeriaceae. The record is from RefSeq and is a predicted model, not a curated record. The transcript has 3 exons.